AUGUUUAACGUUGCUGAAGAAACUGUUGCUGAGGAAGUGGGCAUUUGCAAAGGAAAUAUAGUUGAUAUUGAUACUGAUGAUGAAAUAAACGAAGCAGAGGAGUAUGAAGCUUGGAAGGCAAGAGAGACCUACAACACUGCUAGUGAGUAUUUUAUGGUUGAGCGCUUAAUUGUUGAUGAUUUAUUGCACUGGGCAGUUGAUUAUAAGGUUGAUGAGUUCCGGUUUGAUCUUAUGGGUCAUAUAAUGAGAAGAACAAUGCAUAAGGAAAAUAAAAUUACAGCUUUGAUAGUAUAUGUUGAUGAUAUGAUCGUAAAAGGUGAUGAUCCUGAUGAAAGAAAAGCAUUGCAAGAGUACUUAUCUAAGGAGUUUGAGAUGAAAGAUCUUGGUACACUUAAGUAUUUUCUCGGGAUAGAAGUAUCUAGAUCACAGCAAGGUAUCGUCUUUUCUCAACGAAAAUAUGUUAUGGAUUUAUUAACUGAAACAGGGAUGCUAGGGUGUAAACCAGUUAAUACGCUUAUGGAGGAAAAUCACAAGCUUGGUGAGUGUACUGAUCAUAAACCAACUAACAAGGAGCAAUACCAGCGCCAAGUUGGGAGGUUAAUUUAUUUGUCACAUACGAGACCGGAUAUUGCAUAUGCUGUGAGUGUUGUAAGCCAGUUUAUGCACUCUCCAAGUGAAGUUCAUAGAGAUGCUGUGAAUCGCAUCUUGAGAUAUUUGAAAUCAACUCAUGGUAAAGGGUUAAUGUAUUCAAAGCAAGGACAUCUGGAUGUAAUUGGGUAUACAGAUGCGGAUUGGGCUGGGUCCCAAAUAGGCAGACGAUCCACUGCAGGUUACUUUACUUUUGUAGGAGGUAACCUUGUUACUUGGCGUAGUAAGAAACAAAAUGUUGUUGCAAGAUCAAGUGCUGAGCAAGUUGGACCUUGGUCACAUUUAUGCUCCAACUUGAGGGGGAGUGUUGGCGUGUGCGUGAGUUCAGGAAAGUGA
Molecule: messenger RNA, 984 nt
Organism: Prunus dulcis (almond)
Lineage: Eukaryota; Viridiplantae; Streptophyta; Magnoliopsida; Rosales; Rosaceae
Exons: 3
Coding region: 1-984 (327 amino acids)
Source: RefSeq, a predicted model, not a curated record